Messenger RNA from Nicotiana attenuata, 912 nucleotides. RefSeq lists its product as uncharacterized. NCBI's taxonomy places the organism in Eukaryota, Viridiplantae, Streptophyta, Magnoliopsida, Solanales, Solanaceae. The transcript has a single exon. The coding region runs from base 1 to 912 and encodes 303 amino acids. The record is from RefSeq and is a predicted model, not a curated record.
AUGACCCUCCAUCUUCCCCAGGCCAAUAAAAAAACUUUUCUACAAACACUGCUAUCAAAUAACUCUUCAAUUCCCAUUACUGCUAAUCAUCGUCCUCAACAACAAUAUGUUGACUUCUCUGAUGAAACAAACACUACAGAAGUUGAUGAAGAAUUAUUUAUUCCUUUAUCUACUGAUGAUAAAUCACGAUUAUAUACACCUUGGAAAUCAUCAGUGAUUGUUAAAGUGUUUGGAAAAAAAAUUGGCCAUCUACUGCUGAAACAAAAACUGACUUCGCUAUGGAAACCUACUGAAAACAUGUUUCUAAUUGAUCUUGGAUCUGAGUUUUUCCUUAUUAAGUUCCAGAAAGAAGAGAAUCUGCAAACAGCCCUUCAUGGAGGUCCUUGGUUUGUCCUUAACCAUUUCCUAUCUGUGAGGCAAUGGGAAGCUAAGUUUAUUGCAUCCAACACUCAGCUAACGUAUUCUGCUAUAUGGGUACGUCUCCCUGAGCUACCUACUGUGUUUUAUGAUAUGGAAAUCCUUCAGCGAGUGGGAGCGAAAUUGGGUAAACUAUUAAAGGUUGAUAUAUGCACGACAACUACUUCUAGGGGCAGGUAUGCAAGAAUUUGCAUUGAGGUACCUCUUGAAAAACCUCUCAAGACACAUCUCCACAUUGGCAACCACAAACAAACAAUCCAAUAUGAAGGCCUUAACGUUCUUUGUACUGCAUGUGGUAGAUUUGGUCAUGCUUUAAUCCAUUGUACCUUUCAAACACAACCACUUCCCACAUCCCUCGUUACUAAAUCUUCUAGGCCUCAGUCUGCUUCAACGUCUUCUACAACUCACUAUAUUCCCCACCCUACAAGCAAUCAUCAAUCAGCUGAGUGGCAAACUGUUUCUUUUCCAAAAAGAAACAACAACCGACUACAAUAA